Molecule: messenger RNA, 3888 nt
Organism: Ostreococcus lucimarinus CCE9901
Lineage: Eukaryota; Viridiplantae; Chlorophyta; Mamiellophyceae; Mamiellales; Bathycoccaceae
Exons: 6
Coding region: 1-3888 (1295 amino acids)
Biological process (GO): TOR signaling; positive regulation of cell growth; positive regulation of protein serine/threonine kinase activity
Cellular component (GO): TORC1 complex; cytoplasm
Molecular function (GO): protein-macromolecule adaptor activity; protein binding
Source: RefSeq, a predicted model, not a curated record
AUGUUUUUGUGCGACGAGCGGCAUCGGGAUUCGGCGAGGUUGUACGCGGACGACGACGGGGACGAUGAUGGGGAACGACAGAAGUGGCGCACGAAGGAUCGCAUGAAGACGGUUUCGGUGGCUCUGGUGCUUUGCUUGAACAUAGGGGUGGACCCGCCCGAUACGAUGAAAAUUUCGCCGUGCGCGCGCAUGCAGUGUUGGAUCAAUCCGAUGAGCGCUCAACCGCAAAACGAGUUGGACGCGAUAGGAAAGGCGUUGCAGGCGCAGUACGAGCGAUGGCAACCGAGAGCGAAGUAUAAGCUUCAACUCGAUCCCACGACUGAGGAUAUGAAGAAACUGUGCAUAUCGUGCCGGAGAAACGCAAAGGGCGAGCGAGUUCUGCUCCACUACAACGGCCACGGAGUUCCGAAACCGACGGCUAAUGGAGAAAUUUGGGUUUUCAACAAAUCUUACACGCAGUACAUCCCGCUGUCGGUGUUUGAUUUACAGGCUUGGACUGGGACGCCAGCCAUUUACGUCUUCGACUGUUCCAACGCCGGAUUGAUCGUCAAAUCCUUCUUGAAGCUGUCGGAUCCAUCUGCCGCGCCGAAAAUCACAGCAAACGAGUGUAUUUUAAUCGCCGCGUGCGGUGCAAAUGAAAUUUUACCGCAAUCGGCCGAUCUUCCAGCUGAUGUUUUCAGUGCAUGCUUAACGACUCCAGUGAAAAUGGCGUUGCAUUGGUUUUGCUCGAAUUCCGUCCUUCGAGGGCAAGGAAUCUCGGCUGAUAUCAUCGACAACAUCCCAGGAAUGCAGAAUAAUCGCAAGACGCCACUGGGCGAGCUGAAUUGGAUUUUCACCGCAAUCACGGAUACGAUCGCUUGGAACGUUUUGCCUCGUAGUCUUUUUCAACGAUUGUUCAGGCAAGACUUACUCGUUGCGUCGUUGUUCAGGAAUUUCUUGCUCGCCGAACGCAUCAUGCGUGCAAACAACUGCACGCCUGUAUCAUCGCCGAGAUUGCCACCCACUCAUCAACAUCCUAUGUGGGCGGCGUGGGAUAUGGCCGUCGAGCAGUGCUUGCUGCAAAUGCCAGCUUUACUUUCUGGCAAUCCAGACACUGAAUUCGUGCCGUCGCCUUUCUUCACAGAUCAACUCACAGCGUUCGAGGUGUGGUUGGAGUACGGAAGCGAGAACGACGCGCCGCCUGAACAGUUGCCGAUCGUUUUGCAAGUUUUACUCUCUCAGUCGCACCGUUUGCGAGCGUUAAUUCUGUUGGGGCGAUUCUUGGAUUUAGGAUUGUGGGCCGUCGAGCUUGCAUUAUCUGUCGGCAUCUUCCCUUACGUGUUAAAGUUGCUUCAGACGACGGCUCCAGAGUUGCGUCAAAUUUUGGUUUUCAUAUGGACGAAGAUUCUUGCGCUUGAUCGAUCGUGUCAAGCCGAUCUUGUCAAGGACGACGGUCACGCAUAUUUCAUUCGGUUCUUGCAGAGUUCAAACGUACCGGUUGAAGAACGCGCGAUGGCCGCUUUCAUCUUGGCGGUCAUCUCAGACGGCCAUGAGAAGGGACAGACAGUUUGCAUGGCUAGCGGCCUGAUGGAGAUUUGUUUACUAAAUAUCCCGGAAGCGGCACUCCCAGAGACCGGAUCACCAUUUUUCCUUCGAUGGUUGUGUCUUUGCCUCGGAAAGCUGUGGGAAGACAAUGUAGAGGCUCAGAAAGCUGCGUGUAACGCACAGGCGCACGCAAUGCUGGCAACCUUGUUCGCGCAUUCGUCACCGGAUGCCCGUGCAGCGGCCGUGUACUCACUCGGCUCGCUCAUUUCUAUUGGUCACACGCUAGACCCCGAUUUGCUUCAGAGAGAAGACUCAAAGGACGAUUCUCAAACGCAAGAGCUCAUGCACGCCAUGUCGUCGACGAGCGUGGCGAUCAAUUUGCUCACGACCGCAGAAGAUGCGAGUCCAAUGGUUAGAGUCGAAACUGCUGUAGCGCUCUCUCGUAUCGCUCGCGCGCACAAAGUCUUCAUGCGCGAAGCGGCGAUUGCAUGGAAACGCGAUUACGACACCGUCACGGCGAGACGUGUGGGCAUGUCCACCGUGGAUGAAGAUGGCGAUCGACCGACGAGCUCUCUCACCGUUGAAAAUGUGGCGCGCUCGGCCGACGCACAGCAAGGAUUAUUGGACUCUCACGGUGAAUGUAGCGAUGGAGGUUCGAUUCCACUCCCGCCUACGUAUCCGCAAUCGCAGUACGGCGAUGAUUGGAUGCAAGAGCGGACAACUGAAGGACCGAAGGGUGGGUUGUACACGCAAAUCUUACAAGUGCUGCUCGAUCUCGCCACCGACGCAGCUCCGUCUGUUUCCGCGGCAGGAAUAAAAGCUCUCAUGAGUGUUGGACUGGAAAUGACGCAUCCAAUAAUGGAAAAAGCGACUAGCACUGGGAGCUUUGCCAAAGAUUCGUCGCACCUCCCGGCGUUGAAUAUUCCGCGCGUAGGAUCGCGAACAAGCGACUUGCGACUUUCUCCGAGGAACGAUUCACCGCUACGUCGAACGACAAGUACGCUCAUCUCCGAUCACGACCCAGGUUACGAUAGCUCGGGGACUUUACCGCGUUUUGGUUCUCACGCGUCCCUUGAAUCGCUUGAGUCUCCUCGAAUCGGUGGCGGAUCGAAUGAUACGAGCAGAUUCGAUCAUGCUCACGGCGACGAGUUACCGAGAAGUAUGAUUUACAAGCGCAGCUGCGCGCACUUUUCGAUGGCAUUGCUCGAAUCGGCGCAAGAGGAAGAAGAGACUCCCGAUACGAAGCGUCGUGCGGACAGAUUGAGAAGAAUGUACGAGAGAAUGGCAGAGACGCGAACGACGGAAGAACAUCGACUCAAAAUGACAGAGUAUGUUUCGAGCAUUGACGUGGGUGGAGGUGGCGUCGUGCCCACGUCGAUCAUCAUGCACUCGUUAGAGCCACAAGCCGUCGCCGGCGACAAUCGAGGUCGCGUACACGUCUGGGACCACACUUCAUCGCGGAUGGUCAACAAGAUUGAAACGGGCUUGAAAAGCACCGACAUGCUAUCCCUCGUGAACGAAACCGACGAUGCACUCUUACUCACGGGUUGCGUCGAUGGCUCGGUGAAAAUCUGGCGCGACUACGAUAAAAUUGGUGGUGAAUCUCUCGUGACUGCUUGGAAUACGCUGCCUUCGCCAACCAUCUUACCCGACACUGGAAGCACCGGCUCCUUACCGAUGUCCCUGUACAAGCCGUCAACGCAUUACAACGCCCAUGAGUCCACGAAGGCGGUGAUCGUUUGGCAGCAGCUGACCGGAUGUCUUUACGCCACGGGCAAUGCGCCUCAUCCGUUGCUGCGCGUUUGGGACGUUUCAAGCGAACUCUGCCGGGAGACAUUGAGCCUUCAAUCACAAGGAACGUGUUUGACCGCUGAAGGCGCUCUUCUCAUGGCUGGCACAGCAGAUGGUGCAGUGUUGUCCUACGAUUUGAGAGCGCCCGCACGUUUAUUGAGCGCGAUGCAAACGCACACGCAGCCAGUGAUUUCAAUCCUACUUCAACCUGGAGGCGAAGAUAAUCUCCUGAUCACUGGUUGCUCAGACGGGCAAAUCAAGUUUUGCGAUUUGCGCAAUGCAUCGAAGCCAUUUCUCACGACGGAAGUGUCGAGACCAUCUGCGGUGCCCAAUCGCACCCCAUCGCUCACCGCGCUUGUCGGACAUCCUUGCGCCCGCGUGAUUGCCUCGGGAUCAUCUGAGCGCGCCAUCAAGCUUUGGGAUUUGCAAGGUCACAAUUUCGCCUCAAUUCAGUACACGAACUCGUUCCUUGGGCAACGAAUAGGUUCCGUCACCGCGCUCUCGUUCCAUCCGAACUUGAUGUACCUCGCAGCUGGUAGCAGCGCUGGUCACGCCACAAUUUAUAGUCAUUAG